GAAGGGUUCUUGUGGUUGUUAGAAAGGGGUGGGGCCAAAGAAAAAUAAAGAAGUUUAUUAUUCAGGAAAUAAGACUGCACGGAUUCAGUCAUUUUGGUGGAUAUUGUUCAGUGAAGUUACACAGUGUAAGGCAGUAAAAGGUAACAAUGAACUAUAUGAAUCAGUCUGCAACAUCAUCUGGAGGUCAGAGCUCAAAGAACCAUGACGAUGGUGUGGGUCCUGUCAAAUCAGGAAAGACACUCCUAAGACUGAUUGGUGUGAGCUUCGGACUCCUGUGUAUUCUCCAAGCUGCCUUAAAUGUUUCUCUGCGUCUUGUUCAUAGUCACACUAAUGGGAAGACGUCACCUGUUGAAGGAAGUUGCAAAAACCUGACUGAAGAUAUUGAUAACCUGAAGACUGCACUGCUGCACAUUAAUCAUCAAGAAUGGGUUUAUUUCCAAUGUAGUUAUUACUACAUUUCCAACAUAAAGAAAUCCUGGCAGGACAGUAGAGAUGACUGUCUGAAGAGAGGUGCAGAUCUGGUGAUUAUCAACAGUAAAGGGGAACAUGACUUCACAAGAAAAUUAUUUGGUUCUCGAUGGAUUGGACUAAGUGACACAGAUGGAAAUAGGACAUGGAUGUGGGUGGAUGGCACUCCACUGUCACAAAGUUACUGGGGCUCAGGGGAACCCAAUAAUUCACCGGGGAAGGCUGAAGAAUGUGUGGAAAUAACGUUUGACCAUGAAGAAAAGAGCUGGAAUGACCUACCAUGUAGCUCUAAAACCUUUUGGAUCUGUGAAAAGAUAGUAGCUCUCUGAGUCCUGUCAGAACUCCCUGCUUCACAAAGAUAAAUGAACACACUAAAUUCCAUUUAAUAUUCAUUAUAUACUCAGUUAAUUGUAUAAAUUUCUUUAUUUAAAAUUUUCAUCCUUAUUUAAAUUACUUUUUUUUUUACUUUUUAGACUAAUACCCCGUCCCCUGACCCUGCUCCUCAAUGACUUAUCCUGCUGUUGAAGGAGUACUUUAAAAUAAUGUGCAGUACACAUUCAGCUGAUAUAUUGGUUUGGUCAGAGUGUGUAGUUUUGUUUAUAAAACCUGAGCCUAUUCUGGAGUUUACAUCUCUGUUGACUUUAAGUCUAUAUGUAACAUUUUGUAAAACUUUGGUCAAAAUCCUGUUUUAUAAAAUCCUAUAAACAAC
Molecule: messenger RNA, 1177 nt
Organism: Cynoglossus semilaevis (tongue sole)
Lineage: Eukaryota; Metazoa; Chordata; Actinopteri; Pleuronectiformes; Cynoglossidae
Product: CD209 antigen-like protein C
Exons: 6
Coding region: 147-797 (216 amino acids)
Source: RefSeq, a predicted model, not a curated record